AUGCCAACCAGGGAAGCCAAUUAUACUUGUGCUUAUCCUUUCACACAUUGUGACCUCAUACAUUAUGUGUUCUUCAAUUCAAAGGCACUGCAGUUUUUUAUCACCCCUUGUAUUGUGGCUUUCUACACCUGUGCAACUGGCAGAGAAGCAUUUGAAAUGAGCAAUCAGACAUUUGUCACCGAAUUCAUCUUCUUGGGAUUUUCAAAUCACUCCAACUUGUGGAGCUUCUUCUUUCUUGUCUUCCUCGUUAUUUACCUGACAACUCUUCUAGGGAAUGUCCUCAUAAUAACGGCCACCAGGGUCAGUCCUGCUCUCCACACACCAAUGUAUUAUUUCCUCAGCAGCUUGAGCUUCUUAGACAUUUGCUACACAUCUACCACCAUUCCAGUCAUGUUGGUGAACUUCUUCCGGGAGAAGAAGACCAUUUCCUAUGAGGGCUGCCUUUCCCAGAUUUUCUUCCUUCUGACAUGUGCUGGCACUGAGUGUGUCUUGUUGGCUUCCAUGGCUUAUGAUCGCUAUGUGGCCAUUUGCCACCCUCUUCAAUAUCCAGUACUCAUGAGUGUGAAGGUCUGUAUUUGCCUGGUGACUGGGUCCUGGCUCUGUGGGCUGGUGAAUUCUGUAACACACACAGUGCUGGCAGCCACACUCACUCUGUGUGGUCCCAACAAGAUCAGCCACUUUCUCUGUGACAUCCCAUUGAUCCUGAAGCUCUCCUGCUCAGACACGUCUGUCAAUGAGUCUGUGCUCCAUGUGGCCAGUGCCACCAUUGGCCUGAGCCCCUGCCUGUUUACUGCUGGGUCCUACAUAUUCAUCAUCUCUGCCAUCCUUAGGAUCCCCUCUUCUCAAGGCAGGAGCAAGUGCUUCUCCACCUGUGCAUCCCACCUGACAGUGGUGAUAGUCUUCUUUGGAACAGCCAACUUCAACUAUGCCAGGCCCAGUGAAGGCUACUCCUUGGACAUGGACAUUCUGGUCUCUGUUUUCUUCUGUGUAGUGACCCCCAUGAUGAAUCCCAUCAUCUACAGCCUGAGAAAUAAGGAUGUCAAGGAUGCCCUAAAGAAGCUGACCACAGGUUUAUAUUCCCUAACAAUAUCAAUCUCUAGAGCAGUAGCCUUCAAACUGGAGCAUAUAUCUACCCGAGAAACUCUCCAAGAAGAAUGUAAUAUAGAUUGUGCAUCUCUAAGUGGAUCCUCAUUUCCUACAUUCUAG
This is a messenger RNA of Chinchilla lanigera (long-tailed chinchilla), 1206 nucleotides long. Its product is annotated as olfactory receptor 1052-like. NCBI's taxonomy places the organism in Eukaryota, Metazoa, Chordata, Mammalia, Rodentia, Chinchillidae. Gene Ontology annotation, cellular component: membrane. The record is from RefSeq and is a predicted model, not a curated record. Gene Ontology annotation, molecular function: olfactory receptor activity; G protein-coupled receptor activity. Gene Ontology annotation, biological process: G protein-coupled receptor signaling pathway.